GCGCGGCGCCCGCGGAGCAUGGCGGACCGCAGCCUGGAGGGCAUGGCGCUGCCCCUGGAGGUGCGGGCGCGCCUGGCCGAGCUGGAGCUGGAGCUGUCGGAAGGUGACAUCACACAAAAAGGAUAUGAAAAGAAGAGGUCAAAGUUAAUUGGAGCCUACCUUCCGCAGCCUCCGACAGCGAAUGGAGCUGCCGUGGUUCGGUGUAGACUGCAGCACAGUGAAGGAGCGCCGAGGAGAACCUUCCGCUCUGCCCACAUCGGGGUGUGCGACGUCCGAGAAGCCGCGGCCCGGGAGCGGGUGGCCAGCACCGCGGGGAACCGGCCUCUGUUUUACUUUCGUUUCGGGGUGGACCAAGCUUUGCUGUAAGAACGCCAGGCUCCUGUCACUGCUUCCUCUGCCUCUCGCUACCACUGCCGAAGGUCUUCAGGGUCACGAGAUGAGCACUAUCGAUCAGAUGUCCACACGGAAGCUGUCCAGGCGGCUCUGGCCAAACACAAAGAGCGGAAGAUGGCGGUGCCUAUGCCUUCCAAACGCAGGUCCCUGGUCGUGCAGACCUCCAUGGACGCCUACACCCCUCCAGAUACCUCUUCUGGCUCAGAAGACGAAGGCUCAGUGCAGGGGGACUCCCAGGGCACCCCCACCUCCAGCCAGGGCAGCAUCAACAUGGAGCACUGGAUCAGCCAGGCCAUCCACGGCUCCACCACGUCCACCACCUCCUCGUCCUCCACGCAGAGCGGGGGCAGCGGGGCUGCCCACAGGCUGGCGGACGUCAUGGCCCAGACCCACAUAGAAAAUCAUUCUGCACCUCCUGAUGUAACCACGUACACCUCAGAGCACUCCAUACAGGUGGAGCGACCACAGGGUUCCACGGGGUCCCGGACAGCGCCCAAGUACGGCAACGCCGAGCUCAUGGAGACCGGGGAUGGAGUACCAGUAAGUAGCCGGGUGUCAGCAAAAAUCCAGCAGCUUGUCAAUACCCUCAAACGACCGAAACGACCACCUUUACGAGAAUUCUUUGUCGAUGACUUUGAAGAGUUAUUAGAAGUUCAACAACCAGAUCCGAACCAACCAAAGCCGGAGGGGGCCCAGAUGCUGGCCAUGCGUGGAGAGCAGCUGGGCGUGGUCACGAACUGGCCGCCGUCGCUGGAGGCCGCGCUGCAGAGGUGGGGCACCAUCUCGCCCAAGGCGCCCUGCCUGACCACCAUGGACACCAACGGGAAGCCCCUCUACAUCCUCACUUACGGCAAGCUGUGGACGAGAAGUAUGAAGGUCGCUUACAGCAUUCUGCACAAAUUAGGCACAAAGCAGGAACCCAUGGUGCGGCCUGGAGAUAGGGUGGCACUGGUGUUCCCCAACAACGAUCCGGCCGCCUUCAUGGCAGCUUUCUACGGUUGCCUGCUGGCCGAGGUGGUCCCUGUGCCCAUCGAGGUGCCGCUCACGAGGAAGGAUGCAGGGAGCCAGCAAAUAGGUUUCUUACUUGGAAGCUGUGGUGUUACCGUAGCCUUGACUAGUGACGCCUGCCAUAAAGGACUUCCAAAAAGCCCAACAGGAGAGAUCCCACAGUUUAAAGGUUGGCCAAAGCUGCUGUGGUUUGUCACAGAGUCGAAACAUCUCUCCAAACCGCCCCGAGACUGGUUCCCACACAUUAAAGAUGCCAAUAACGACACUGCGUAUAUCGAGUACAAGACGUGUAAGGACGGCAGCGUGCUGGGUGUGACGGUGACGAGGACCGCGCUGCUGACACACUGCCAGGCCCUGACGCAGGCGUGCGGCUACACGGAAGCUGAAACCAUCGUGAAUGUGCUGGACUUCAAGAAAGACGUCGGGCUCUGGCAUGGCAUCCUGACAAGCGUCAUGAACAUGAUGCAUGUGAUCAGCAUCCCAUACUCGCUGAUGAAGGUGAACCCUCUCUCCUGGAUCCAGAAGGUCUGCCAGUACAAAGCAAAAGUGGCGUGUGUGAAAUCGAGGGAUAUGCACUGGGCAUUAGUAGCACACAGAGAUCAGAGAGACAUCAACCUCUCCUCUCUGCGAAUGCUGAUCGUGGCGGACGGCGCGAACCCCUGGUCUAUUUCUUCUUGCGAUGCAUUUCUCAAUGUCUUCCAAAGUAAAGGCCUUCGACAGGAGGUCAUCUGUCCUUGUGCCAGCUCGCCAGAGGCCCUCACUGUGGCCAUCCGGAGGCCCACGGAUGACAGUAACCAGCCCCCAGGCCGGGGCGUCCUCUCCAUGCACGGGCUGACCUACGGAGUCAUUCGUGUGGACUCGGAAGAGAAGCUCUCCGUGCUCACCGUGCAGGAUGUCGGCCUCGUGAUGCCUGGAGCCAUCAUGUGUUCAGUGAAGCCAGACGGGGUUCCUCAGCUGUGUAGAACGGAUGAGAUUGGGGAGCUGUGUGUGUGUGCAGUUGCGACGGGCACGUCCUACUAUGGCCUCUCCGGCAUGACCAAGAACACCUUUGAGGUGUUUCCCAUGACCAGCUCCGGGGCUCCGAUCAGCGAAUACCCGUUCAUAAGGACAGGCCUGCUGGGGUUUGUGGGUCCCGGGGGUCUCGUCUUCGUGGUGGGCAAGAUGGAUGGCCUCAUGGUGGUCAGCGGGCGCAGGCACAACGCCGACGACAUUGUGGCCACUGCGCUGGCUGUCGAACCCAUGAAGUUUGUCUACAGGGGAAGGAUAGCCGUGUUCUCGGUGACUGUGCUGCACGACGAGAGGAUUGUGAUCGUGGCAGAGCAGAGGCCCGACUCCACAGAGGAGGACAGCUUCCAGUGGAUGAGCCGCGUGCUGCAGGCGAUUGACAGUAUACAUCAAGUUGGAGUUUAUUGCCUGGCCUUGGUGCCAGCAAACACCCUCCCCAAAACCCCGCUUGGUGGGAUCCAUCUGUCAGAAACAAAACAGCUUUUUCUGGAGGGCUCUCUGCACCCCUGCAACGUCCUAAUGUGCCCCCACACCUGCGUCACAAACUUGCCUAAGCCUCGACAGAAGCAGCCAGAAAUCGGCCCCGCCUCUGUGAUGGUGGGGAACCUGGUCUCUGGGAAGAGAAUCGCGCAGGCCAGCGGCAGAGACCUGGGUCAGAUCGAAGAUAACGACCAGGCCCGGAAGUUCCUGUUCCUCUCGGAGGUCUUGCAGUGGAGAGCACAGACUACCCCGGACCACGUCCUCUACACGCUGCUCAACUGUCGGGGUGCGAUUGCGAACUCGCUGACCUGCGUGCAGCUGCACAAGAGAGCUGAGAAGAUCGCCGUGAUGCUCAUGGAGAGGGGCCACCUUCAGGAUGGUGACCACGUGGCCUUGGUCUACCCCCCAGGAAUAGACCUGAUAGCAGCGUUUUAUGGUUGCCUGUACGCAGGCUGUGUGCCCAUAACCGUCCGUCCCCCGCACCCGCAGAACAUCGCGACGACGUUGCCUACCGUCAAGAUGAUUGUAGAGGUGAGUCGCUCUGCCUGUCUGAUGACGACACAGCUGAUCUGUAAGUUGCUGCGGUCCAGGGAGGCGGCGGCGGCUGUAGACGUCAGGACGUGGCCCCUCAUCCUGGACACAGAUGAUUUGCCAAAGAAGCGGCCUGCCCAGAUCUGCAAACCUUGCAACCCAGACACCCUCGCGUAUCUUGACUUCAGCGUGUCCACAACUGGGAUGCUAGCUGGCGUAAAGAUGUCUCACGCAGCCACCAGUGCCUUCUGCCGUUCCAUUAAGCUGCAGUGUGAACUUUACCCCUCUAGAGAAGUGGCCAUCUGCCUGGACCCUUACUGUGGACUGGGAUUUGUCCUCUGGUGCCUCUGCAGUGUGUAUUCUGGGCACCAGUCCAUCCUGAUCCCACCCUCCGAGCUUGAAACCAACCCCGCCUUGUGGCUUCUCGCCGUGAGUCAGUACAAAGUCCGAGACACGUUUUGCUCCUACUCCGUGAUGGAGCUGUGCACCAAGGGGCUGGGCUCGCAAACAGAGUCCCUUAAGGCGCGAGGGCUGGACUUGUCCCGAGUGAGGACCUGCGUGGUCGUGGCGGAAGAGCGGCCGCGGAUCGCGCUCACACAGUCGUUCUCAAAGCUGUUUAAGGACCUGGGCCUUCACCCGCGGGCCGUCAGCACCUCGUUCGGUUGCAGGGUGAACCUGGCGAUUUGCUUGCAGCCUCACAGGCUGUGGACCCUGGCCGAGCAGGGAACCUCAGGACCUGACCCAACCACUGUCUAUGUGGACAUGAGAGCCCUGAGACAUGACAGAGUUCGCUUAGUGGAAAGAGGAUCCCCUCAUAGCCUGCCCCUGAUGGAAUCGGGAAAGAUACUUCCAGGGGUUCGGAUUAUAAUUGCCAACCCAGAAACAAAAGGACCGCUGGGGGACUCACACCUUGGAGAGAUUUGGGUUCACAGUGCCCACAAUGCCAGCGGUUAUUUUACUAUUUACGGAGAUGAAUCCCUCCAGUCGGAUCACUUCAACUCAAGACUAAGUUUUGGAGACACCCAGACCAUCUGGGCACGCACAGGCUACUUGGGGUUCCUGCGGAGAACUGAGCUCACAGAUGCAAAUGGAGAGCGCCAUGACGCCCUCUACGUGGUCGGGGCACUGGACGAAGCCAUGGAGCUGCGGGGCAUGCGGUACCACCCGAUCGACAUUGAGACCUCGGUCAUCAGAGCCCAUAAAAGCGUUACGGAAUGUGCCGUGUUUACCUGGACAAAUUUGUUGGUGGUUGUGGUUGAGCUGGAUGGGUCGGAGCAAGAAGCCUUGGACCUGGUUCCCUUGGUGACCAACGUGGUCCUGGAGGAACACUACCUGAUCGUCGGAGUGGUGGUCGUGGUGGACAUCGGCGUUAUCCCCAUCAACUCCCGUGGGGAGAAGCAGCGCAUGCACCUGCGAGACGGGUUUUUGGCAGACCAGCUAGACCCCAUCUAUGUGGCCUACAACAUGUAGUCUCGUCUCUUGGCUUCCAUGGACUUUUCUAGAGAUGUAGACAUUGUUCUCCGUGUCCACUGAAGCGUGCAGACACAGGGCGACACUCACCAGAAUGCAGCCUUUUGUGGUGAGAGUGGAGGAGGAACAAGAGGAGGAAGAGGACUUCUCACAGCAGCCACGAUCGGCAUGGGGGUGAAAUGUGAAUUUACCACUGAAUUUCGCUCAGAAGGACUUUGGAUUACUGCCUUCAGUUCGUUGGAAAAGCCCAUUUCAAAACUUUCUUUUCUUUUCUUUCUUUUUUAAUUAUUGGAUAAUAAGUGCUUUCUUCGUAAAUGUGGUAUUUUGUUAAGCCGAAAUAGCAAUUAAAAAAAUAUCCUGCCCUCCAGAUGGGUUCUUUUAAACAAUUUAUGUAGUGUGACAAAGAAUUGUUUUCUCUGUUUUAAUGUGUCAUGAAAUCUUAAUGACAUGGAUCUGUUACUAAUUUAAGCCAUUGCUAGAUCUCAUCCUUUUAGGGAAGUUUGAGGUACGAGAAAACCUUCCAAAUAGCACCUUCCAAUUAGAUUAUAGCGGCUUUCUUUGUCAGAAAUGUGCUGAAGAAACAAAGGCUGACAUAUGGCCUUUGAAGUUAGUAUAGAAUGAGAAGAAAUUAUAAAUAAGGUGUAUUUCGGCAAUUAUCUUGCAAAUAUCUUUGUACUAAACUAAAAAGGUAAAAUAAGUUAACUUCCUCAAUAUGUAAUUAUGUACAAAACGUUUAAUUUAUUUUGAUCUCUUUAGAACUAUAAAAGAGAAAAACAUUCAAGAAUAUUAAAGUCUUGUAAUGUUUGCUAAUAUAAAAAAGUGUUGUAUUAUCUUGCGUGGAUAGUAUCACAACAAAUAUAUAUAUAUGAAAUAUAAAUUCACUAAUGAACAAAGGAGAUUUUAAAGUUUAAGAUGCAGAACUUGUCACUUGCAUGGUGUGCCCCCCGUACUCACAUCCACUCUGCUGUUGCCAGCAGUCACAGACCGCAGGAGCCCUGUCUAAAAGUUUCUUCUAGAACCAGAGACCAGCAAGUGAAAUUACUGCCAUCUCAAGGAUGGUGAAAGAAUUCAAAGCUCAAUGUGCACUAUUUUUUUCUUUGCUGUGGGACAACAGUGAAUGUGUUUAUGCCAGCGUGUGCUGAUGAUACUGAGGGGCUUUAGGUUGGCAAAUAGCACUGUUUUCUUAGCUGCAAGAAUUCGUUGCACAAUGUUUUUCAUCAUUUUUGUUAGUGUCAUCUUUUGUUGGUCCUUGCUACGGAAAGGAAUGCGAUUCUGUGGUCAUUUGCACUGGGUUGCAUUGAUUCCCCCUCUGAUGGCCAAUGUGGAGUGGACAAAGUGUCCGGAACUCACAUCGGUGAUCGUCCCCUCGUCUUAAGACCCAGCCAGCUCUGUGUGAGCCUCUGGGGCUCCCUCGCUCGGUGAGCACAGUUCCCCGGGGGUUCAUGCCAGAGCUCUGGCUGAAGCAAGAAGUCCUCCAGCUGCGUCGUUUGCCGCCUGUGGAUGAGUGCGCCCCAGUUUCUGCCCUGGCAGCUCCUGGCCACACCUUCUCAGAGCUCACCUGUGCACUUCUAAAUUGAAUUGGCCCACGGAGUCCAACCAAGAAGGAGCAUCUGCACUCCGAGAAAGAUGUGUUCUGUACCUGCCCCAUGUGACCCUGCAGUGGCUCUCGGUGCUAGAUAUGCAUGACUAAGAUUGAUGCUGGGCAAAAUUUAGAUUAACUUUCAUUAUGUUGUGGGCAGUGUCUUUGUCUGCCUUUGCUAUAUGCAGUCAGCAGUAAGCCUUUUGCUAAAAGAGUUUUGUUUGACUUCUGAGAUCCAAGGCUGAUUGUUGUGGAAAAAAAAGAAAAAAAAAAUGGCACAUUUAAAAAACUUUGUCUGCAUAUGUGGUGCAUCCUUCCAUCUCCACAAACCAUUUGAUUCUUGAGAUAUUGUUUGGCCUCAUUGCUGUGUGUGACUAUUUCUCCACAUGCUUCAGAUACACAUUCCUAGUCUCUGCUUCCUAAGGGGGGAACCACCACACAUGGGGGGAAAAAAGACAUUUUCCUAUACCCACCCACCUUGUUUAAAGGGAAGUAGGUUUGGGGCUUCAGGUCAGACACUGAUUAUGAAACAUUAGCUGCAGUGUGCAGGACAGCUUUGAGGUCCAGCUGAAGUCAGGAAGCAAAACAAAUUUAGAUGUCACUUCAAACAUAAUUUUAACUGUCACCAAAUCAACUCUAUGUUCGAGGAGUGUGGACGCUGCAGUGUAGUUGCGAGGGCCGUUAGCAGCAGUCUCUUCUGCAUCCUGUGAACUCUGAUGUUAGAGUUUAGGCUCAAAAGAGUUGGUGGACUGAGAUCAAAAUUUGGUUGUGCAAGAAAAAGGAAAGGAGACAGUACCACCAGUUUCAGCAAUAAAGAAGGGUCAUUCUGUAUUCGAAAUUGUACUGUAGAUAAAUCAUUCAUGAGAAUGUAAAAAAUGUUUGUCUUGUGACCUUGUGCUUUUGAAGUCAGACAAAACCGUGUAAUCAACUUGCACAAAAAGAGGGUACACAAUGAACAUAUAAACACAGACCUAAUCAAACAGGAGCAGAUUCCUCAUGGUGCUUGUUUAUUAUAUAUAUUUAAUCCUGCUUGACACUUUACCCAAGGGAGAUGGUCCCUUUUAUCAGUUGAAUGUUAGCAGCGUUAUUUCAGAGUGUGGUGACUGGUUAGAGAAAUUCAUGUACUCAACCAAUCACAGUUUCAAACAAAAUUUUUAUGUGCAAAGGACAGCAACCUUCUUGUAUGUUAAACCACCAGUACGCUUUGUACAUCUGUGAUAACGCCUGUUUUAUAUUCAAAUGAACAAAUAAAAGCUUUUAUUUUUGUUGCUCUGAAAA
Molecule: messenger RNA, 7744 nt
Organism: Chlorocebus sabaeus (green monkey)
Lineage: Eukaryota; Metazoa; Chordata; Mammalia; Primates; Cercopithecidae
Source: RefSeq, a predicted model, not a curated record